Molecule: messenger RNA, 1319 nt
Organism: Rhipicephalus sanguineus (brown dog tick)
Lineage: Eukaryota; Metazoa; Arthropoda; Arachnida; Ixodida; Ixodidae
Exons: 2
Coding region: 309-1049 (246 amino acids)
Source: RefSeq, a predicted model, not a curated record
UCCUGCAAGCGAAAUGUAUCCGGCUUUCUGCGACUACGUGGAAGACAUCGAUGUAGGUGUUUUUAAGUAGAGCACAUUAUUGUGCAAGGGUAAGCAGGACACGGGUAAUGGAUUUCUGUUUGCUUGAGCAGCAAGCUCUGUGAGCCAUGUCAUGCACACUUCAGGUCCAGUGACGCUGCGGUAUCUAAUUUUGUACGGGCCAAGGCUGCAUGUUUCACAAGGAUAUCGAGCACUGCCUGCCGUAUAAAAGGAAGAAGCGGCAAUCGUACCUGGUUCAUCGUUGAGGACUGCAACGAGCGCAUGUGACAAUGUGCGGCAGCUGCCUUUUUACGGUCGCUGUAUGUGCCGCGCUAGUGUCCUCGACACUGUCUGAUUGCGUCACGUACGGAUACUGCGGCACGGACUAUGCGACUGGCAAGCGGCUUCCAUGCGCAAUCAAGCGUGCUCCAGGUCCCAUAAGAAGUGACUAUCUCGAGGACGCGUGUCUCGAACUGCUCGACACUAAGAGUCAGACCGCACUUGCCUGCUGCAGCUCCGAGCAGGCGGAGGUGUUCAAGUCCGAGUUCAAAAAGCUAAUUUACCUGGGCGUUCGCAGAGGUAGUGAAUGCUUCAAGAAGUUCCAGAACGUCGUCUGCCAGGCGUUAUGCUCGCCGUUCCAGUCCCAUUUCGUCGCCGUCUUCGCUAACCGCACCGAGGGGAAUAAGUGUCCCAACCCAUCGGCCACAGAGAUUGUUUACGCAGUUGAAAGGAGUUACGCCGAAGCAGUGUACGAUACCUGCAAAGACGUCCGCACCCACAUCUUCGGCAGGAAGCUGAUGAACUACAUGUGCGGAAGUUACGGUGUUCGCCAUUGCACGGCCCAGCACUUCCUGGACUUCGUAGGCGCCGUCCGUUCGGAGGGAGGACACUCGCCGCUCAAGAUCCGCUAUGUUCUCACUGAGCUACCGAUUUCUGUCGACGGCCGAACGUUGACGCCCUUCAAGCCCGACCUCGAUCUGAUCGCGCAGAAAUCUAAUGCGGGCGUGCAACUGCGACAAUAUGCGAAAUAAACUGCGAGGCUCGAAACAGCUGCAGCAGAUAGGAAUGGUUACAUUUUAUCCUCCCCAAUGACUUCACGUUUUUGCGAUCUGAAUUUCCCUCAAGUCUAAAGCUUUCAUUUUCAGGCCAUAUAUACUGUGCAUCACACGACAGAUGUUGUCUCUGAAACAAAUCUCGCCAUUCUCUUCACGCCAUUUAUUGCGCGUUCAACCUCAAAGGAAGUCAUACCUCGCGAGCUCAUGAGAAUAUAAAUGUGCCAUCUUACCCGCCUCUGCUGCCUC